Messenger RNA from Rotaria sp. Silwood1, 1509 nucleotides. The record is from the annotation of a GenBank genome assembly. NCBI's taxonomy places the organism in Eukaryota, Metazoa, Rotifera, Eurotatoria, Philodinida, Philodinidae.
AUGUCGAGUUCGAAUUCAUUCUUUAUGAGAAAUGGAUCAACACCUUUUGAUCGAUUAAAUUUAUUGAAACAACAGUUUUCAAUCGACAAAAAUUUUUCACGUAUUCCUAAACGAACAUAUGAACCGCUCAACAAUAAUAUCAAAGAACGUUUAUAUGCAAAAAUGAUUAUUGAAUCCUAUGAUACAUGGAGUAAGUCGCAAGCAAUUGAAUUCUUACAACAGGUAUCAUCAACUGAAUCGAAAUUGUCAUUAAUUGAUGCUAUGAAAGAUAAAGUAGCAUUUAGUAUUAAAGAAAUAGAUGAACUUGUACCAUCAACAGACUCAUCAUCUUUUAAUAAUACUAAUUUAUCUUCAUAUGAUAAUAUUUCAUAUUUGGGUUUGCUAAUUCCACAACAACAAUCUCCUCAUAUUUUGACGUCGUUUAAUAAUGCUGCACAACCAACAAAAACAUCAUCAAAUACAACUAAACGAUCAUCAUUAUUACGUGGUUUAUUUGGACGAUAUUCAUCGAAACGAAGAGCACCCAUUGUUAAAAAAUCAAUCAAAAAUUUUCAACGAGAAAAUAACAAGAGAAGCAUUAGUGGUGGAGAUCAAGUCAAACUUUCACGUACGAAAUGCAUUUAUAAGAAACAACAAUUUCAAUCGAAACAUCCGUAUAAUAUUAAUAUUCAGGGUGACAUCAUUGCCAAUCAAGAAAAUAUUAAUAAGAAAAUGCAACUUUCAUUCCAAGGUUUACGUUAUGAUUUUAAGCAAAUAAAGGCUACAUCAACCGUCAAUUCACCAGAAAUAAAGCAAUUAUCAAAAGAGCCUUCAUUUUCAAUACCGUUUGCUAGUCAUUCAUCUUUCAUAAAAGAUAAAUCCAUAUCCUCUCUAUUUGAUCCAACAUCAAUACGAGAAAAUAUUAGUGAACAAAAACAAACUAUUCAAAGUGCACAUAGUAUUGGUGGUAUACCAAAAAUAAAAACUACUAACAGUACACUAGAGAAAAUAUCAUUCAAUGCUAAUCAACAUAGAUAUUAUGCACAAAUACCAAACUAUCAUUAUCCAAAACGUCUUUCAGCUAUUAAAAUACUUGCAAAGCAAUAUUCAUUACCAAUGGCUUCGCAAAAUAAUACGGGACUUUUCUGGUAUAGUGCUAAUCAACAAACGAUGGAUAGAACUAUUCCAUUUUCGAAACAUGAUAAUAUUUCUAAGAAAAAAAAUAGAUUUGAGUCAUCUUCCGAUAGUCGAGAUACUUCGUCAUCAUCUAGUUCAUCAUCAACUAAUGAUAGUACUGAGACAGCAACAACAAAGCGUACUUCUUCUAAUUCAUCAAGUUCAUCAACAACAUCCAGUACUCAAAAAACUAGCAAAUGUAAUUCAACUAGUUCAACAUCAGCUUCUCUAUCUGAACAACAAACAAUUAAUACAACUGGACAUUAUAAUCGAAAUCAAAACGAUAAAGAUGAUGAUUUCAUUCGAAUCGAUCUGAAUUCAAUCAUGAGUCGAACGUCGACAUCAACUAAGUAA